Messenger RNA from Gossypium raimondii (Peruvian cotton), 1483 nucleotides. RefSeq names its product cytochrome b561 and DOMON domain-containing protein At5g35735. NCBI's taxonomy places the organism in Eukaryota, Viridiplantae, Streptophyta, Magnoliopsida, Malvales, Malvaceae. The record is from RefSeq and is a predicted model, not a curated record. The coding region runs from base 151 to 1347 and encodes 398 amino acids. The transcript has 3 exons.
CAUCCCAUUUCCUCGAUCAUUCCCUCGCAGCUUUUAUGUGAAAUAUAUAAUUCUACAUAUAUUAUAUAUAAAUCCAUGUUGUUGGCUUAAGACACCAACUUGUCUUGGGACACAAAUUUGAAUUUCUGGGACAUCCAAUCGUCGCCGAACAUGGAGAAAACCAGGAAAAUUGUCCUAUUUGCAUGCCUGCUGCUGGUUUCUUUCUUAGCUUCAUCGUCUGCCCAAACCUGUCUUAACCAUAGCUUUUCCAACAGGCAAUACGCCAACUGCAGCGACCUUCCAGCCUUGAACUGUUUCCUCCACUGGACAUAUGAUGAAGCAGCUGGUACCGUUGAGGUUGCCUUUAGACACACCGGAACCACCUCAUCCAGGUGGUCGGCGUGGGGCAUCAACCCAAGCGGACCAAGCAUGUUGAACACCCAGGCUCUGGUCGCCUAUGUCAACUCCAGUGGCAUCCCUCAUGCUUUCACCACAUCCAUCGACAGCAUGAGCCCUUCCAUGCAACAGAGUGCUUUGAGCUUUCAAGUUCCAAGCCUUUCAGCCGAGUUUGAGAACAACGAAAUGAGGAUAUUCGCUGUCAUGAGAAUCUCGGAAAGUUUGUUGGCUACCAACCAGGUUUGGCAAGAAGGUCCAGUCAGUAACGACCAACUAAUGAUCCAUCCUACUUCUGGAGACAACAUGCGAUCUACCGCAAGUGUCAAUUUCCUUACGGGACAAUCUGGGGGGACCUCAUCUGGCAGUUCAAGAACUCGAAGAAGAAAUGUUCAUGGAGUUCUUAACACAGUCAGCUGGGGAAUCUUGAUGCCUUUGGGAGCCAUAACGGCUAGGUACAUGAAGGUGUUCAAAUCAGCAGACCCGGCAUGGUUUUAUCUCCAUGUUGUUUGCCAAACAUCGGCCUAUGCUGUAGGCGUAGCAGGAUGGGCAACUGGUAUUAGGCUGGGCAGUGAUUCAGCUGGUGUCACACACAAUCCUCAUAGGAACAUUGGCAUCACCCUCUUCUGCCUUGGCACUCUUCAGGUGUUUGCUUUGCUUCUGAGGCCAAACAAGGAUCACAAAUACAGAUUGUAUUGGAACAUCUACCACCAUUCCGUGGGUUACGCAGUCAUCAUCCUCAGUAUCAUCAACAUCUUCGAUGGCUUCGACAUCCUUCAUCCCGAUGACCAUUGGGAGAGAAUUUACAUCGGAAUUCUCAUAUUUUUGGGUGUUGUUGCCACUUUGUUGGAAGGAAUCACUUGGUACAUUGUUCUGAGGAGGAAGAACAGAGGGUCUGAUACUGAUAAGCGCUCUCAGAGCAUCAAUGGAGCCAAUGGAGUGAAUGGAUUUGGUGCCAGGGGACAGGACGUGUAACAAUUUUGUACAUCUUACAUAUAUUGUAAUAUAUGUAAGUAUAUUUUGUCAGUCUAUUACACCAUGUUGUUGUUGGGUUUUUUUUUUUUUUUUGUACUUCAUGUAGUUUAAUUUAAUUUAAUUUAUUUUGUAUGUA